UAACCACCACAGCCCUGCAAGAGCCCGUUACCCACACCAGCCCACCGUUGGCUUUCCUCCUCCUCCUCCUCGUCCUCCUGCUUUCCUGGUUCGGCUCGCACGGUCACACUCACUCCUACGCUUCCACCCGGCCAAGCUUUCAUCUUUGUUCCCGACAGCAGGACUGCCCCAGAAUGACGGUUGUGAAGCGAUAUGUGCUACGGCUGUUCAUAUCAUUGAAGUACAUUACAGCAAACGUAGUGGACAGAAAUAAUGGCCGAAUUGUUGUGUCAGCAUCUACGGUUGAACAUUCAAUCAAGGGCUCACUCGAAUGUGGAAGGUCUUGCAAUGCAAAGGCAGCGGCAGUUGUUGGAGAGGUGUUGGCUAGGCGACUCAAGGUGGAAGGUCUUGGCGAGGGACAGGGACGAGGGAUUCAUGUCAAUGUAAAUAACGAAGUUGAGAAAAAGGGUUUUAAGAACCGCACCAAGAUUUGGGCUAUUGUCAAUGCUCUUAAGGACAAUGGAGUCAAACUCAUUCUUGACGGUAGUGAUGAAAAUACUUCUCAGCCAAUGACAGAAAGGAAGGAUUUGCGCUGAUUGUAGAAUCCGCGAAUACAGGAGUAUGUAUCUUUGUUUUGUACAAUGAACCACUUUCUUCUUUCGAACUCUUCUACUUCUUAUGUUUCCCCUAUCGAAGUUGCUAGAGCGGUGGAGAGGUAUGCUAAGGAAUUCCAAGUUGCCUCCACCAAAGUUAUCUCAUACCAGACACGGGUAUCCCUCGCCAUACAAAUCAAGUUGAGGGUUUUAAGUCAGAUUGAUGUCUCUGGUGAGAAUCCGGUGUUGGCCGAGAGAGUGUCCUCUGAUCGGAACCACGAGUCCCCUCCUCUCCCUGUUCAACUUCAAUUCCGAGAGAGUCUCUCUUCGUUCUCCACGGCAGCGCGGGGUGGGAAUGUUCGAGAUAAAAGUUCGUGGGUCGCCCUGCCAUCUGGUAUAGUGAAAAUUAACUUUGAUUGUAGCUGAAUGUCGACGUCUAGCAAGGCUGGCAUUGGUGCAAUUGCCAGAGACACCCAUGCAGUUGUGAUCGCAGGCAGAACUUCAUGUUGUCGUGUCUCCUCCCCUCUUGAAGCUGAAGCUCGAGCAGCGGUUAUGGCUGUCUCCCUUGCUAUUGAAAAUCAGUCUUUUGAUAUUAUUUGCGAGUCUGACUCCCAAGUUCUCAUCAUUUAAUCCGUCCUUGCCUCUCCUCAUCGAUUGACAGGAUUACCAAGCUAGCUAGAGGUCUCCAUUCCAUUUUAUGGAACUGGGUCCCGAGAGAAGUGACGGAGAACCGAGUUGGUGUUAUUUUCAAUGCGGGAGAGUUGAAAGAAGGAAGUGACAUUUAAUUAAGAAAAAUGAUUGGAGAAAUAGUAAUUUAGGUGUUAAAAUAUUAUUUGCCCAUACCCUGAAAACGAAUGCUUUGGAAUUUUCAAGUUAGCAUGUCGGUUUUGGGCCUGUAACAUAUAAGAUUCAAGAAAACGACGAGGCCUACAAGACUCAUUGAUUUUCAACGAGCCCAGUCGAAGUUUGGGUUAAUUAUGUCGUUUAACGUGUUUAAUUCGGGUUUUAAUAUUUUAGAAUCUUUUUUAUAUUUUGCUAUUUGUUUAAUUUAUUUCCUAUUUGGAGUUGGGGUUUGUUAAAGACUAUUUAAACAACAUUUAGGGUUGUAAGUUAUCAUCUUUCAUUGAAUAAGAAUUCAAAAAACAAGUUUCUCUCACAA
Messenger RNA from Malus domestica (apple), 1731 nucleotides. RefSeq lists its product as uncharacterized. Gene Ontology annotation, molecular function: 5S rRNA binding; structural constituent of ribosome. The record is from RefSeq and is a predicted model, not a curated record. Gene Ontology annotation, cellular component: ribosome. Gene Ontology annotation, biological process: translation. NCBI's taxonomy places the organism in Eukaryota, Viridiplantae, Streptophyta, Magnoliopsida, Rosales, Rosaceae.